Molecule: messenger RNA, 1632 nt
Organism: Arachis ipaensis
Lineage: Eukaryota; Viridiplantae; Streptophyta; Magnoliopsida; Fabales; Fabaceae
Product: rac-like GTP-binding protein RAC13
Biological process (GO): small GTPase-mediated signal transduction
Molecular function (GO): GTP binding; GTPase activity
Source: RefSeq, a predicted model, not a curated record
ACCCCGGUUGAACCAAUAAACCAGUGAACCAGUGACCUCACCGGUUUAUUGACCGGUCCGGUUCUCGUAACCUUGGAUUUUAGACAUAAGAUUUCUCCAUUCCAUGAACAAAUUUUUUUUUUCCAUUUUUGUUUUUUUUUGGGCUUCGGCCCGUCUAAUCAUUUAUAGUGUAUAUAUAAAAAAAAAUCACCAAAACAUUUAUUUGGUGACUAAUUUUAAUAUAAAUGUAAAUAGUGGAUUGCAAAAUUAUUAAUAAUCCAUGGUUGAUAUAUUUUCCAUGUUUUGUUCAUAACCCAAGGCUCAUAUAUUGAUAAAUAUUUUUUAAUUUUCUUUUAGAAGUAUAAUUAGAAACGAAGGCACCCCCAAAUAUGUAGGUGACAACAAACUUUUUUGACAUUAUUUGCAUCAUGACAUGGAUACAAUAGUUUUGUUCUUUGAUUUCAUCAUAUUGCAUUGGUUAAUUAAGCAAAACCCCUUGCUUUAUCAUCAUUCCUUCCCUCCCUUCUCCCACACUUAACCAACUAACACCAGCACUACCACCUACUUUUGUUAUUACCCUCUCUUAGUCUUGUCCUUGCACUUCAAGAAAAAGAAUAUGCUUUACACUCCAAUCAUUAUAAAUUUCAACCAAUUUGUUGAGCCACAACUAAAGUUGGUUUGUAACAGACUUUGCUCCUAGGUUGUUAACCUCCAUAUAAUCCACCCCAUUCCUUCCACGUUCUUUCAUUGUUUCAAGUUCAAUUUUCUCAGUUAAUAAGGUUAGAAUGAGUACAGCCAGAUUUAUCAAGUGUGUCACUGUUGGAGAUGGUGCAGUUGGAAAGACAUGCAUGCUUAUAUCCUAUACUAGCAAUACCUUUCCCACCGAUUAUGUUCCAACAGUGUUUGACAACUUCAGUGCUAAUGUGGUGGUGGAUGGUAGUACUGUCAAUGUUGGUUUAUGGGAUACUGCAGGACAGGAAGAUUACAACAGGCUAAGGCCCUUAAGCUACAGAGGAGCUGAUGUGUUUUUAUUAUGCUUUUCUUUAAUCAGUAAAGCAAGUUAUGAGAACAUUUCCAAAAAGUGGAUACCUGAGCUGAGACAUUAUGCUCCAAAUGUGCCUAUUGUGCUGGUUGGAACAAAACUGGAUUUGAGGGAAGACAAGCAAUUUUUCGUUGAUCAUCCUGGAGCUACAAGAAUAACAACUGCUCAGGGUGAAGAAUUGAAGAAGAUGAUUGGUGCAAUCACUUACAUAGAGUGCAGUUCUAAAACACAGCAGAAUGUGAAGAUAGUUUUUGACUCUGCAAUAAAAGUUGCACUGAGACCACAAAAACCAAAGAAAAAACCACGCAAGAGAAGGACUUGUUUUUUCUUCUAAGUAGUAUUUCUUAUUCAGUUGUUCUUAUUGUAUUUCUGAAAUCAUUAAUAUAACAGAAUCGAAAACACUAAACUUUAGUGUUUUUUAUUCUUUUACAUUAUUGCUGCGAAGAACAUUAGGCUUCUUUUUAAGUCUGGAAAAUGAAAUUUAGUACUGCAUUGUUGAAUUAAUUAUUUUUUUUCUCCAAUUUUCGUUUCUCUGUAAUAUUGCAUAGGUCCAAUAUUUGGAUUUUGAAAGUGGAGUAUCCACUUUUGCAAUUGAUAGUUUUUUGUUUCUA